GUAGAGUUUGUGUAAAGUUGAUCAGAGUUAAACCUCUGUGUGACAAGUUAGAUAGCCAAACAAGGGCUUCGUGUUUGUGACAGGCAGACAUGAUGAUAGAGAGGAAGAGAUACAACCUGAUGAGCCGAAGGAGACAAACAAUGUGAUUUUUCACCCCGUCAUUAGCCUCUGCCAGCAGCUGUUUUUCUUAGUUUUCUUUUAAGUCCAGGUGUUCAAAAUCUCAAGAGGGUGGUUUGCAGCAUUCCCUCGGUUAGGAUAAAAACAGGGAUGGAAAGCAGGGAUCCACAGUCCAGUGAAGGAGAAGGCAGAGGGAGAGAGAGCGAUGGGGAGAAGGACAAGCAUCUGAAGGACCAGCUCGACAGUGAGGAAAAAGGAGAGAAGGAGAUCAGGGGAAACGAGAAAGAGAAGAAGAAAGAAAAGCGUCGCUCAGGAUCUCUGUGGAGGAAUGGAUGGGCACUGAGUGAAAGACUGGCCAUCAAUGUAUCAGGGAUGCGUUAUGAAACUCAGCUUCGCACCUUAGCCCAAUUCCCUGACUCCCUGCUCGGCGACCCCAGACGAAGGUCACGCUACUUUGACCCACUUCGAAACGAGCUCUUCCUGGACCGCAAUCGAGCCUGCUUUGAUGCCAUUCUGUAUUUUUACCAGUCAGGGGGGAGGCUUCGGAGGCCUGCAAACAUACCCCUGGAUAUUUUCAUGGAUGAGCUGAUAUUCUAUGAGCUCGGAGAGGACAUCAUGAACCGCUUCAAGGAGGACGAAGGUUUUCCAAAAGAAGAGGAGAGGCCUUUGCCGUCCAACAGACUCCAGAGAAAACUGUGGAUGCUGUUUGAGCACCCAGAGUCCUCAUCGGGUGCACGCAUUAUCGCCAUCAUCAGUGUGAUGGUAAUCGUGGUGUCCAUCCUCAUCUUCUGCCUGGAGACACUGCCUGACCUCAGACAUGACAGAGAGGAGCAUCACUCCCAGGCAAAGAACAUGUCUGAGAACAUGCCUGCUGCAUCAAGUUUUUUCCACGACCCGUUCUUUAUGGUGGAGACAAUGUGCAUAUGCUGGUUCUCCUUUGAACUCAUCAUGCGAUUCGCUUGCUCCCCCAGCAAAACGCACUUCUUCAAGGAUGUCAUGAACAUCAUUGAUUUCAGUGCUAUUCUGCCUUAUUUUGUCACUCUGGGAACAGAACUGGUCAAAGACAAUGAUGCCUCUCCAGCCACGUCCUUGGCCAUCAUCAGGGUCAUCAGGCUGGUGAGGGUCUUCAGGAUCUUCAAGCUGUCUCGUCACUCCAAGGGCCUCCAGAUUCUUGGUCAGACACUGCGGGCAAGCAUGCGUGAGCUGGGUCUUCUUAUCUUCUUCCUGUUUAUUGGCGUCAUCCUCUUCUCCAGUGCUGUCUACUUUGCUGAAGCUGACCACAACAAAACAGACUUUGUCAGUAUACCACAUGGCUUCUGGUGGGCAGUUGUCACUAUGACUACAGUAGGCUAUGGUGACAUGUACCCUGCAACAGUGUGGGGCAAGAUGGUGGGCUCUAUGUGCGCCAUUGCUGGUGUUCUUACCAUUUCGUUGCCUGUUCCUGUCAUUGUGUCCAACUUCAGCUACUUUUACCAUCGAGAGACUGAAUGCGAGGACCGAAGUGAGUACACUCAUGUCGAAACUAGCCUAUGGGAGGAUGAGGAGGCCGAACGAGAGGAUUUUGAGGAAGAUGGCCAGGAUCCAGAGGGAGAUUAUUAUGCCAGUGAAGGUAUUUGCAGCCCUCUAAAUGGGACUUUGCUUGGUGGAUUGUGUACAGGACAGAGUAUAGAGUACAGGGGAGGAAAUAUGUAUCUGAGGGAACCACUGGUUACCCAAGUUUAAGGAGGAAGUUUUGUACCCUCUGACAAAACCAUCAAACCAAAUAAAGUUCAUGAUUCACAAUUAAGUUAAAAUAUAUUUAAAGGUUCUGAAGUCCUGACAAGUGAACCAACAAAUGCUAGUUUGUGCAAUUUCAAUUUAACGCUCAUAUACCUCCUAACAACCUAAUAUUGCCUUUGUUAUUUGCUGGAACACUAACCAGUCAAAUGUCACUGAAAAGCAAUUUUUGCAUAAUACUGGUUUUAAAAACAAAUGUUUUACAUUCUCAGGGUUGUGAUAUUAAUGAAAUACAAGCUUUUAUUUAUUAAUGCUGUCAGCUUGUGUUUGAGAUGACUUCCUGAAUGUCUUGUGUCUUGAAACUAUAAUGUCUUAGUUCUUGUGCCGGCAAGUUUGAAAUGAAAGCAGAUAGAUCAUAGGCGAUAUGAAUGUCACGUCUUUUUAGAACUCAACCAAAUACCAGCUGAGCUGUCAAUGAAGACAGACUAAGAUCUCUCAUACGACACCUUUCACAUUCUCAGUAUUGUUCUAUAAGUAUAAUGUUUGCAUAUUUGAUUUUUUUUUUAGUUCUGGCUUAUAUAUUACCUGAAAUGCCAGUGUUAAAUAAUUGAUUUGACUGCCAUGGCAAACGUUCUGUAUUUAUC
Molecule: messenger RNA, 2477 nt
Organism: Oreochromis aureus
Lineage: Eukaryota; Metazoa; Chordata; Actinopteri; Cichliformes; Cichlidae
Product: potassium voltage-gated channel subfamily A member 7-like
Exons: 3
Coding region: 268-1839 (523 amino acids)
Biological process (GO): potassium ion transmembrane transport; protein homooligomerization
Cellular component (GO): voltage-gated potassium channel complex; membrane
Molecular function (GO): protein binding; delayed rectifier potassium channel activity
Source: RefSeq, a predicted model, not a curated record